Triticum urartu is the source of this 6398-nucleotide messenger RNA. NCBI's taxonomy places the organism in Eukaryota, Viridiplantae, Streptophyta, Magnoliopsida, Poales, Poaceae. The record is from RefSeq and is a predicted model, not a curated record.
GGAUUUCAUUUUUUGUGGCGCUGCGUGUCGCCCGUGGAUUGGUCGCGGCCUGGCUACUCCUCCUCCCAUUCGCCUCGUUCGUUUCCCCUCCACCGCACUGCUCCUCCCAUUCGCCCCGCUCGCUUUGCCUCCGCCGCUCCCCCUUGGUCGCUCCCCCUGCGCUCCUGCUCCGGAUCUCGUCCUCCUCCUCUAACAGCCGUUCGUCCUCCUCGGUGCGCCGUUCUCAGUGGCGCGGCGGAGGAUCUGUCUUUGGAGUCGCCGGAGAGGCCUUUGAGAUGGCCCAGGUUUUGCUGGUUGAUCCGUCCUGAUUAGGACCUGUCCGUGGUUCUGGUUAUCUAGCUGGUGGGUCGUGCCGCUGCUGGUGUACGGACUGUCUCGCUGGUUUCCUUGCAGGAUGUUUGUCGUGAGUUGUUCUUAUGUGCACAUGUUAGAUGUCGUUGCCUCACGGUGUCGUUUGCCCUUUCAUUCGUACUUACGAGAGGUCAUGGAUGAUGGGGUCGUAAUCGGAGGGGUGGAAAUAGAGGUCCAUGUCCUUGGAAGCGAUGCCUUGACUGUGAGGAGGUUUUUCUGGUCCCAGGACGGUGUGGGGUAUCUUUCUCUUUACAAUGAUGCUGCUUUCCAGGCCAUUUGUUUUUUACAGGGUUUGUAUGGGUUUGUUGUCUUAUAUUACAACUACCAUGGUAUGAUGACCUAUCGAGAGCUUGCACGCUCCGCGGUUGUUUUAGCAGCCUCGCUGGUUCGAUCUUCGGGUUCUGUUGUUGGUGGUGAUGCAUCUGCUGCUGUGGGUGACGUCAAUGCUGCUUCACGGCAGCAGAUGCUACAUGCUAGUUACAUGGGUCCAGCUUCUUAUUUGUCCAGUGUUCGGGACGAUGUUGUCUGGUUGUUGACAUGCCUCGUGAUCCGGUUGUGUCUCGGGGUCAAGGCGUGUUUGAGGCUGGUACUGGGUUGAUAGGUGGUCGUGGGCGUGGCCGUGGGCAGGCUGCUACUGGUCGUGGACGGGGCAUCGACCGUGGAGGUUCUAAUACAGGCCGUGCCCCUGUUUCUGGUCAUGUCUCUGGCCGUGCGGGUGCUGCUCGGGGGGUGCCUGGCGCUGGAGCCCAGCCAGUUGCCGGGCGUGGGCGUGCUGCUCGGCGGGUGCCUGGCGCUGGAGCCCAGCCAGUAGCCCGGCGUGGGGGUGCUGCUCGGCGGGUCCCUGCCGCUGGAUCCCAGCCAGAAGCCGGGCGUGGGGGUGCUGCUCGGCGGGUCCCUGCCGCUGGUGCCUAGCCAGUAGCCGGGCGUGGGGGUGCUGCUCGGCGGGUCCCUGCCGCUGGUGCCUAGCCAGUAGCCGGGCGUGGGGGUGCUGCUCGGCGGGUCCCUGCCGCUGGUGCCUAGCCAGUAGCCGGGCGUGGGGGUGCUGCUCGGCGGGUCCCUGCCGCUGGUGCCCAGCCAGUAGCCGGGCGUGGUGGUGCUGCUCGGCGGGUCCCUGCCGGUGGUGCCCAGCCAGUAGCCGGGCGUGGGGGUGCUGCUCGGCGGGUCCCUGCCGCUGGUGCCCAGCCAGUACCCGGGCGUGGGGGUGCACCUGGGUCCGCCACCCCUGACGGAUGUCCGUUGGUCCCUGGGAUUGCUCAACGUUAUGUGCCUCGCCGGCUCGUUGGGUUUCCUUCUUCUGGACGUGCGUGUACGUCCCUGUCCAUUAGCCUUUUUCGUUUCGUUUCUUAGGUUGCUGUGACAGUUGCUUCACUCCCGUGAUGUUUGUGACAUGGUUAGGUGAUGGUUGGUUUCCUUUUGUGAGCUCUGCCAUGGCGGCGGUCAAUCGCAGAAAACGGAAAUUGUGCGUUCAGUUUCGGCGUGCUCGCUAUGAAGAGCAUGUUGUCGAUGGCCCCUUGCCAACGGUCUGGCAUGGUCACUCUGUUUAUGUCUGUUCAGAGGUGACUGGGAUAGAUCGCAACAAACGAAAAAUACGGAAAGUGUCAAUUAGAUUGCGUCGUCCUGGAAGCGAAGAGGUUGUUGUCAGAGGGGCUUUGCCGAAGGAUUGGCAAGGUUACUCGGUCGGGUUUGCUGAGUCCCUUAAAGCUUGCUAUGCAGAUAGGUCGUACUGUGGCCCUCCUGAUUUCUUGUGCCAAUACUGUGGUGCUUCCUUUUGGUUUGCUGAGUGUUCUAAGUCAAGGUCUUCAUGGGUACAGCUGAUGUACACCGUUGAGUUCCAGAAGCGGGGACUGCCUCACGCGCAUAUACUUGUCUGGAGGAGAGGGGGCAGCGGUGAGAUUGGUGUUGAGAAUAUUAAUUCAUUAAUAUCCGCUGAAAUACCUGAUGCAUUGCUUGAUCCUUUAGGAUAUGCUUUAGUUUCCGAGUUUAUGAUGCAUGGUCCGUGUGGGGAAAUGAAUGAUAAAUGCGUCUGCAUGAAAAAGGGUGUUUGUUCUAAAUUUUUCCCAAAGGAUUUUAGAGAUACUACUGUCGUUGAUGACAAUGGGUUUGUCUUAUAUCGACGUCGUGACGACGGUCGAAGGGUAUACAAAAAUGGUCAUUACCUGGACAAUAGGCAUGUUGUUCCUUACAGUAUGGCAAUGCUCAAGAAAUUUCAGGGCCAUAUAAAUGUAGAGUGGUGUAAUAAAACUCAGGUUAUGAAAUACCUCUUCAAGUAUGUCACUAAAGGUGCUGAUUAUUCUAAGGUCAUGUUAGAAAGGUUAAAAAAAUUGACUACAACUGGGUGUCGUACGGUAGAUGAGGUUCAGGAGUAUUUGAUAUGUCGGUACAUAUGUGAGUAUGAUGCACUGUGGCGCAUAUUUGGGUUUGAGAUACACUUUAAAAUGCCGUCGGUUCAAAGGUUGACUGUUCAUAUGCCUGGUAUGAAUAAUAUCUGCUAUCGUACUGGUGCUGACCUCACGAAAAUUGUUGGUUCUGACUUCUUGCAAAAGACUAUGCUUACCGAAUGGUUUGUUGCGAAUGAUUUGUUCGAAGAUGCCCGGUCAUUGACUUACUAUGAUUUUCCAUCUGCUUGGACCUGGGAUGCUAAAAGUAGAUCAUGGCAUCCAAGGGGUAGGGGUGAAAAGAUUGGUCGCGUAUAUUAUGUGCAUCCUUUGAGUGGUGAGUUGUAUUACUUACGCAUGCUUUUGAUGAUUGUUAAGGGGGCUAGGCCUUUCGAAUGUCUCCGUACAUAUGCUGGUCAUCUUUAUCACACCUUUAAAGAGGCUUGUGCCGCACGUGGUUUACUAGGGGAUGAUAGUGAGUGGUACACAACGUUUGAUGAGGCGGUUGUCUGGGGGUUUGGGCAUCGCCUUAGGGAGCUGUUUGUGACUAUGCUCAUGCACUGUUCUAUCAGGGAUGAGCUUGGUUUUUUUGAGCGGUACUGCAGUGGCAUGUACGAUGAUAUCCAACAUAGGCUGCGCCGUGCCCUAGGUAAUCCAAACUAUGUUGUUCCUCCUGAGAGACUGAGGAAUCUGCUUCUUGAUGAGCUGGCCGAUGUUUUUUUGAAGCAUGGAUUUGAUAUAAUUUUUUUUAACUUGUCGUCCCGUUCCGGUGAAGGUGAACAUUCCGAUGAUAAUCGUCUCAUCUGUGAUGAAUUAUGUUAUGAUGAACCUGCUUUGGCUACACAAUCCUUAGUCAUGUUUGAUAGUUUAAACGAGGACCAACUGGUUGCUUACAAGACGAUUGUACAAUGUGUUCAGUCGGGGGAGCCGGGCUUUUUUUUGUCUCUGGGUACGGUGGUACUGGAAAGACUUACCUAUGGAGUGCAAUCUGUGCUUUCCUUAGGGGUGAGAGGAAGAUAGUGCUAACUGUUGCAUUGUCAACAAUUGCAUCGCUGUUACUGCCUGGUGGGAGGACUGCCCAUUCUCGCUUUAAAAUACCCAUUCUCCUUGAAGAUAAUACGCAGUGUGAUAGUAAAAGAGGUUCUAAGCUUUGUAAGUUAAUGAUGGUAGCUUCGCUUGUUAUUUGGGACGAGGCGCUUAUGACACUCAGGAAGUGCUUUGAGGCUGUAGAUAGAACAUUGCGUGAUGUCCUCUCUGUGGGUAAUCCAGACCUUGCGGAUGUUCCGUUUGGUGGGAUAGUGAUGGUCUUGGGCGGUGACCUUAGACAAAUCUUACUGGUCGUUGAGGGAGGUACUAGACCUCAGAUUGUUGAUGCGGCGAUCACAAAUUCCCCGCUGUGGCGCUCUGUUAAGAAGUUGUCACUCUCUGUUAACAUGCGCUUGUCUGUUCAUGGUGUGGAUAGUCAGGCACAGCAGGAUGUUGCCUUAUUUAGCAAAUGGGUUCUUGAUCUUGGUGAAGGAAAGUUGCCUGUUACAAGGCGAGGCGAUGAUGUUGAGGCUUCUUGGAUACAAAUUCUGGACGACCUAUUGGUUUGUACAGAUGGUGAUCCAAUAUCUGCUAUUGUUUCUUCUGUUUACGGUGAUUUCUCUCAAAACUACAUGAACUCUGGAUACUUGCAAGAAAGAGCCAUUUUAGCACCCACCAAUGACCAUGCUGAUGAUUUUAAUGAUCAUGUUCUUAAGUUGGUUCCUACUGAUAGCAGAGACUAUCUGAGCGCUGAUUCAAUUGACGACUCUGUAGAUUCUGUUAGGGACAAGGAUAUUUACUAUCCAAUUGAGUACUUGAAUUCAACUAAGAUUAUAAAUUUCCCAAACCAUAGGUUGACUCUUAAGGUUGGUUUUCCGAUUAUGCUUCUUAGAAACCUUAGCCAGGCAAAUGGUUUAUGUAACGGUACACGCCUAUUUGUGAAAGAAUUGGGUGAUCGGCUUAUCGAGGCUGUUAUUAUGACUGGCUCGCAUGUGGGCGAUACCGUUUAUAUCCCUAGGAUUGAGUUAUUAGCAAAGAAGGGUAACGCACCCUUCGUGCUUAGGCGUCGCCAGUUUCCUGUUCGUGUGUGCUAUGCCAUGACAAUCAACAAGAGCCAAGGACAGACCCUGUCUGCUGUUGGUAUAUAUCUUAAGGGUCCUGUUUUUACGCACGGCCAGCUGUAUGUGGCGGUUUCUCGUGUUACUUUGAGAGCUUCUUUGAAAAUCCUUGUAUUAGAUGCUGAUGGUAAGUGUGGAUCUAAGACUAAGAACAUUGUUUUCCCUGAGGUCUUCCGGGCCGCGGGGAUGGCCUAGGUUUGUGUUUGAUGGCAAUCUCCAUUUUUUUUGGUCGUUGGCACAUGCUUUUGGGAAUUAUCUAAUGUUUUGGUAGAUGACUUUUGUGUUACGCUUGUUACAUAUGUGGUCCUAUGCGAUGUGGGUUAUAUUCUGGGUUGUACUACCAUUGUCUAUAUUUGUGGUUUGCCUUAUGUCGUCCGAACUUACUUAGUUUAACGGUAGUGCUAUAUUUUGGUGAUGACCCCUGUGUUGUAGAUGGCGAUGGCUGGUUUGCAGGGUCUUGUUGUGGGGAACAGAAACCCGACAGUCCGUGUGUAUGUCUCGCGACACUGGCAUCAUCGUGGGACCACUGAUAAUGGUCCUAUCAAACACACUGACAUGGUCCUUCUGGAUACCCGGGGCAACCACAUCUAUGCUGAGAUCGGUGAGAAUCUUGUGACCAAGUUUAUGGGUAAACUGUAAGAAGGAUGUGCAUAUGAAAUUUCACAGUUCUUGGUGUUCCUGAACAAGCGUUACUUCAAGCCAAUUGAUGCAGUACACAUGAUCAGGUUCAAUAGGUUCACCACGGCCAGUCCUAAUACCAACCCAGAGGCUCAGUUUCCAUUCUGCACCUACUCACUCACUGAACUGUCACGCCUGCCUGCCCCUCUCGAUGCACCUGAAUUCUUCACAGAUGUACUUGGAGUUAUCACUGGUGUGUCUGAUGUUGUUCAGUAUCAUAGCUCGAACAGGAGCGAGCCUUCCACAAAGCAUACUAUCAACAUCAAGGACCUAAGUGGAUACCAGAUAACUGUUGUAUUCUGGGGUGAACGUGCCACGACCUUUGAAGGAGACUACAUUAUCGAGCUAGGAAAAUCUGAACCAGUUGUUGCACUGUUUGUUGGGACUCUGGUAAAAAACUCCAUGUUCAAGAAUUCAUCCGAUUAACCAGUUAACUUGCCGAUUAAUCCCUACUCAUAGGGUCACCGAGUAGCCGAUAAACCGAAAAAUCAUACGAUUAAUUGAUUAAAUGUCCGAUUAACUUGCCGAUUAGCCGAUUAAUCCUCUACUCACUAACCAACCGAGCAGCUACCAGUUAACGAUUUCCUCAACAAUGAAAAAACUACGAAGGUCGAAGGGGUGUGAGCGGGAGCGCGGCAUGUCGGUGGUACAUAAAUGACGACAUUUCUGAGAUGAUAGACUUCCAUACGAGGCUCCAUGGCAAGUCCUCUCCCAUAGAAAAGAUUGUUCUUCAGGGACAGACGUCAGCUGAAGUGAGCGCCCAGGUUGAUCUACAGACCAAAACAGUUAGUGAACUUCUGGCCCUGCACAUCUACAAGAACCAGGACGUGCGUUUCCUUUGCUAGGUUAC